GCGCGCCUUCAACGUGGCGCUGAACUCCUGUGCGAGGGCUUCGGAGCGCAAGGCAGCCUUGGCGCUCCUUCGGCAGAUGCCAUCUCCAGAUACCGUGAGCUACAACUCAGCCUUGGCCGCGUGCGCGGGCACUGACGGGUGGACUGAGGCUCUUGCAUUGCUUGAUGAACUGGACCAGAGAGCGGAUCUCAUCAGCUACAAUGCAGCUUUGGCCGCCUGUGAG
Molecule: messenger RNA, 223 nt
Organism: Symbiodinium pilosum
Lineage: Eukaryota; Dinophyceae; Suessiales; Symbiodiniaceae
Source: the annotation of a GenBank genome assembly